AUGGUUCCAGUUAUAAUUCUCGCAGCGAUUGGCACUCUUGUGAGCCUAUGUGGAUCUAUUGCCGCUAGCAAAGACAGCUGUGUGCAGAUUGACUUUACUACCCAAGAAGAAGAGUUUGCUGACUUCAAUACGAUGAUCAGGUCACCGAAAACAAAAAAAUUUCUUACGUCCGUCGUCGGAAGCUAUGACCCUUUAGUACGUGAAAAUGUCGUCAUGGAUAACAUCAGUUAUGACUUCAUGGCCCAAUCGCUGACUCUCUGGCCCGUGAUCGAUUCGAUGAGAGUAACUGGCCUUAGUUCCAUACUCCCCCAUUUCAUUAAUGUCAACACAUCGAAUUCAGUCACUAUGGGUCUUGCAUCAUCAUCUCAAGUUACUGUGGAUGCUACCGUGAACGUGCAAGUUGAGCCAAUGGGUAUGUCUCUGACAGUUCACUUGCAAUGUGAUUUGGACCGACCGAAAAUGAUUCUCGGUGCUGAAGUGAACAUGCUAGCAUGCGCCACAGGGGUACCAGUUUCCCAGUGCUCAAACGUGACCGUUUCUAAUCUGCAGUCUCAGUUUGCCAAAGCGACCACGAAAAAGCAGUACGUCAGCCUGAUGAAAGAGGUGCUGAUGAAGUUUGAGAGUGCGUCCGUUACAGCGUUUCUACUUGACUUUCGAUCGAUUUCGGGUUUGACUGUAGAGUAUAGUAGCCCAGAUAUCAUGACUAAAUCACUCUUGCAUUUCCUUCCAAGCUUCACAGACGCCGUGAUUGAUAAGAAGAGCGACAUGUACCGCACGUGGAUGUCAAAACUGAGUGCCAGCGCUCCAGCAGUGUUGAACGCUAUGAUUAUUAAAUCGUUGGCGCCACUCUUUGGUGGAACAUGUCUCUCGGACGAUUAA
Plasmopara halstedii is the source of this 879-nucleotide messenger RNA. RefSeq lists its product as uncharacterized. NCBI's taxonomy places the organism in Eukaryota, Oomycota, Peronosporomycetes, Peronosporales, Peronosporaceae. The coding region runs from base 1 to 879 and encodes 292 amino acids. The transcript has a single exon. The record is from RefSeq and is a predicted model, not a curated record.